AUGAAAGAUCACCAAUCCAAGAGCUCGAGCUGUAAUAAGUACUCGCACUCUCCAGGGGAAAUGCACUCAGACUCUGCGUUUCGGGCCUUCUUAUCGGAGGUCCAAGACGCCAACGCCCAAAUAAACGAAGCAGGAAAGAUAUACGCAGCCUUUUCCGGGGGAUCUGACACGGGGGAAGAUCUCCGCCUUUCCGAGGAGUUCAGACGCACGAUGGAAUCUGCAGAGGAGAAAAUCUCCGGGCUUGCUCGCCUGCAGGAGAAUAGAUCGACCCGUCAGAGGCAGAUCCACGUGCAGAGUCUCCUUGAAAGAAGCCAGGCCCUUUUGAAGGCGUUUUCCUCCGAGCAGCAGAAGAAGCUCCAGAAAGAAGCAGCCAGGAUGCGGGAGAAGUACCUCGUGGCAAAGCCUGCAGCCUCGGAGGAAGAACUUUCUGCACUCUCCGAUGAAGCUUCCUCAAAAGCCCUCAUCGCAGAGGCGUAUAAGCUCGGGGGAAGCCAGAAAACAGUCCAGGAGGCAGAGGAAAGAAGCGAGAAAAUA
Messenger RNA from Nematocida major, 534 nucleotides. RefSeq lists its product as uncharacterized. Gene Ontology annotation, biological process: vesicle-mediated transport. Gene Ontology annotation, cellular component: membrane. The transcript has a single exon. The annotation marks the transcript as partial. Lineage: Eukaryota; Fungi; Microsporidia. The record is from RefSeq and is a predicted model, not a curated record.